This is a messenger RNA of Danaus chrysippus (African queen), 1407 nucleotides long. The record is from the annotation of a GenBank genome assembly. NCBI's taxonomy places the organism in Eukaryota, Metazoa, Arthropoda, Insecta, Lepidoptera, Nymphalidae.
AUGAGUGUCUUCGGAGAUUUUCAGCGUGUGUGGGUGCAACGUUUUCCCGAGAGUGCCCUCCCAGCAGCUUGGGAGGAAGAUGUCAGAGCUAAUUUGGCUAAACAUAAACAGAAAGUUGCGAUUCUCAGGGAAGAGUUGGAGAAGGAAGAAUUCUAUGUUGAAUAUUUAGAGACUCUUUUGUCGGACGUCGAAAAACAUAAAGCAUCUCAGGAAAGCAGAACGGCGCCGCCCUCAGGGGCUGACACGAAUGAUGAUAAGACAUCUGAUAGCAAACAGGAUUCCAACACUGACUCAUUAUCAAAGAAGAGUGAAUCAAGUUUAAAAAGCGAUGACUCAAUAGAGGGAGCCGAGAAUGAUGAGGUCCAUUUGAGGAAAAAACCAAUAAACUUUGCAGAAAGGAGUUCUGUUAACCAAUGCAUCAAUGAGCUAUCUUCAAAUCUAGCGGCAGAAGCUCGGAGACGUUGUAAUAGUGAAAUUGUACAACGAACUGACAAUGACAAUAGUGUAGAUGUAGAACCAAAUAAGACACAAAACAAGAACCGUCCAGCAUCACAAGCGGGUGAUUUUGUUACUGUGAUUGAAGUGAAUGGUCUCAAAGCAGCUGAGAAGGCAGCCAAGAAGUCAGAUGACUCUACACCAUCAUCGGAAAGUAAUUCCUUGGAAUCUGCACCUCCUGUUAAGAAGAAAGUACCACCAAAACCACCACCGAAAGUGUUCAACAAGCGUGGCGCUUCGCUGCCAGAGUCUGGCCUAGCGGAAGACAGUCCUCCAUCUUCCUUACGACGGCUGAGGAACGCUGAUUCCAGGGAAUCAAUCACCAGUCGAGCCUCUACACCAUCCAUAAGCGAAAGGGUUAAAAGCUAUGAAUCAAUCAAUUCAUUGUCUUCGGAGCGCAAGCGUUCAGGUGGUGCGGCUACCCCUCGUUCUAUAGACGAGGAAGUAACUUCAACGACUCCCGAUCUACACGAGGGUUCUGAUGAUAAGUCAGCACCGAUAUCACUAGAGAGUAUACCAGCUGUGCCCUCUACCGAGGAUGAACCGUACUACGAUCAAGUUCCCGUGGACAUCAAUGAUGGGGAAUACGUCUACAUACAAGCCGGAGGCGCCGGUACUAGUUCUAGUGCGGAGGAAGUUAGCGCGGUGCCGGCAGCCUCUGCCCCGCCGGCUCCCGAUUCACCUCCCUCCGCAGUCGCACCGAACUACGUCAACAUACACUACUUCAUACAACAUGCCGGUGAAGGUACGGAACCAAGUGAGACCGGUGAAUUGGCUGAUUCAAGUGAUACACCGCUUCUAUUGAGGACCAUAUCCUCUGACACAGAAGCCAGCGCUACACCACCCGUAUUAAGAAAACUACAGCAACAGGUUUGUAUAAUGAGAUCUAAGAUUAUCGCGAGUCUUAUUUAA